GGGGUUGCUUCUUCUACACACAUUUCUCUGUCUCUCUCUCUCUCUGUCUGUGCUAAUCUCUCCAACCAAAACCUAACUUAACUCCAAAUCUAACUGAACCAUCAUCAUUAUUCUACUAUUAUCUUCCAACAAUUAGUUUCUAAUUCUUCUCUCUCUAUAGUUUUUUUUCUACAAAUCUUGGUUGUAAUUGUUGAACUUUCACAAUAAUAUUCUCACUUGAAGGUCUUACACAGAGAGAGAGAGAGAGAGAGAGAGAGAUGGAAUUGGAGCAACCACAGCACUACAACAAUCCAGCAUCGAUGACGUUUGACGAGGUCUCCAUGGAGCGUAGCAAGAGCUUCGUCAAAGCCUUGCAGGAACUCAAGAAUUUGAGGCCUCAACUUUAUUCUGCUGCAGAAUACUGCGAGAAGUCUUAUCUUCACAGUGAACAGAAACAGAUGGUCCUGGACAACCUGAAAGAUUAUGCUGUACGAGCCCUUGUGAACGCUGUUGACCACCUUGGGACUGUGGCUUACAAAUUAACUGAUCUACUUGAUCAACAAACCUUGGAUGUCUCAACCAUGGAACUUAAGGUUUCAUCUCUGAAUCAGCAACUACUAACGUGCCAAACAUACACGGAUAAAGAAGGCAUCAGGCAGCAGCAGUUGUUAGCAUUCAUCCCAAGGCAUCACAAGCAUUACAUUUUGCCCAAUUCUGUUAACAAGAAGGUACAUUUUAGCCCGCACAUACAGACAGAUGCUAGGCAAAGUCAUAUUCAAACAAGAUCUCGUGUUUACCCUUCAGGCACCUUUGCUUCAAAAACUCUGUCUUGGCAUUUGGCAUCAGAAACCAAGUCUACCUUAAAAGCUUCCCCACAUGCUUUGAUGACCAGUGAAGAUCCAAAAACUUCUGAAAAAGCUUCUGGGAUCUUCCACUUAGGGGAUGCUGAAGAGGGUACCCGAAUGAAGUCCUCUGCAGUUCCUCUCCAGUUGUCCAAUGGAAGGCAGGCUUCAAGUGCAACUAUGCAAACACUCGGUGUCACACGGAGGGAUUCCAUAGAGGGUUCCAAACAAUUGGCACCUUUCAGGUCGUUUGACAACCAAAACCAGCGUGAGAUUGUCCGUGCACCUGUCCGCAGCAAGAGUGUGCUGUCAUCUUUCUUUGUAAAACAGAAGACUGCCAAACUAAAGACUGUCCCAUGAAUCUUCAUUCAAGCAAGUCAACUAUGAUGCCAUUUUGUUGUCUCGUAUGUUGGUUGAUGACGUGCUUUUCACUUGAUUCAUUCAUUAAUUUCUCACAAAUCAUUCUCUACGUUUCAUUUGGUGCUUAAUAACAAGCAGAAGUGCACUGUAGUCUUGUAAUGAAGACAAUCCAGAUUGUCUGCUUCUUGAGUUAAUGGCUCUGAUCAGUGGUUGCAUGAAGUAAACAUGGCUGACUUUUCGACUUCUAUGCUGUAUUCUGUGUUUUGUUCAUAUGGCUGUAUAGUUAACUAGUUGGCAAUCCUACUGUGAAGAUGGUUUAUAUUGACCAAGCCUUGAUGAGGUGAUAUUUAGUACUUGUUUGUUGCCUAAAUGUAUUGAAUUUAGACUGAGAAAUUUACUUUGCUCUUGGAAAAUCAAAACAGGGCUUGAA
Messenger RNA from Camellia sinensis, 1611 nucleotides. Its product is annotated as protein ABIL1. Lineage: Eukaryota; Viridiplantae; Streptophyta; Magnoliopsida; Ericales; Theaceae. The record is from RefSeq and is a predicted model, not a curated record.